AUGUACUUGAAGCUUGGGAUUAAGCCCACCGUUAUCAUCAGCUCCGGGAGAGCUGCCAGAGAGAUUGUCAAGCUCCAUAACCUCAAGUUUGCGUCUAAAGUUCCAUUGAUCUCUGGCAAAUACUUUGGGAACGAUUACAGUGGUAUAGCUUUCAGCCAAUACACUCCGGAAGUGAAGCUCUACAGGAAGCUCAUCAACACUCACUUGCUCUCCCCGACCAAGCUCAAAAUUUACGAUGGAAUCCGUCGCGAGGAGCAGCGCCGUCUCGCUCGAUCUCUCAGUGACGAGCGAGGGAAUCCGGUCCUCCUGCGGCAAAAGCUCCACAACAUGAACAUGAACGUGAUAACUUACAUGCUGUUUGGGAAGCGCUUCUGUGGACACUACAACAACACUGUGAAUGUUGACGAGUUUGUGCAAGUGAUAGUGGACAUUUUGAGGCUGGCUGGGGUUUUCAACGUGAGCGAUUAUAUCCCGGGAAUUCGCUGGCUGGACGUUCAAGGUUUGGAGAAGCAGUACAAGCACCUUAUGGACCGGGAUCUGUUGCUGGGUGCGGUCGAUACUUCGGCUCUUUUGCUAGAAUGGGCAAUGGCGGAGCUGUUCCGGCAUCCAGUAGAGUUCUCAAGAGCUCAGAGUCAGAUAGACGCGGUAGUCGGCAAAGAAAAACUUGUGGACGAGUCGGACAUCUUAAAGCUUCCAUACAUUGACGCUAUAGUCAAGGAAACAAUGAGGCUUCGCUCGGUGGCUCCGCUAUCUCUUCCCAAACAAGUUCAGGGAGGUCCCAUUAAGCUCAGCGGCUACACCAUCCCGGACGGUACCACGAUUUACAUCAACAGCUACUCGAUUGGCAUCGACGAGAGGUUUUGGAAAGACCCUCUAGAGUUUCAGCCACAACGUUUCUUCGACUUGCCAGACGUCGAUGUUUUUGGCCAUAACUUUAACUUUCUUCCGUUUGGAACAGGGAGGAGAGUGUGUCCCGGUGCUAAACUUGGAUUUGAUGCUGUCCAGAUUGGUCUUGCGACGCUCGUCCAAGGAUUCGACUGGAAGCUGGAUGCUCCCGGCAAUAUGAACAUGGAUCAAACCUUUGGACUGGUUUGUCAUAAGAGUCAACCUCUCGUGGGUAUCCCAGUCCCAAGGCUGGACUCUCAUGUUUACUAA
Selaginella moellendorffii is the source of this 1155-nucleotide messenger RNA. RefSeq names its product flavonoid 3'-monooxygenase. The transcript has 2 exons. NCBI's taxonomy places the organism in Eukaryota, Viridiplantae, Streptophyta, Lycopodiopsida, Selaginellales, Selaginellaceae. Bases 1 to 1155 code for a protein of 384 amino acids. The record is from RefSeq and is a predicted model, not a curated record. Gene Ontology annotation, molecular function: heme binding; monooxygenase activity; iron ion binding.